AUUUAACACUUAAUGAUACACUUAAUUAUAGUCAUAGGCUACAAUUAAGCAAUCAGGAAACAAUCAAUAACAGUAUAAAUCGUAAAUUUAUAAAUUUAGGUGGUGGGGGGAUGCAAAUACCCCAAGCGGAAUACCUUGAAAAGUUGCUUAGGGCUGUGGAGCUGCCUAUAUAUCAACUGGUAUUUACUAAUAUAUCAAGAAAGGCAGAAGCAGAUAUAAAGGAGUGGGGGAGCAAGGGACGUGCCGCCGCGCUUUCGAAGAGAAAUACCACCGCAAGGGCUGUCUAAACGAGGGAACGGCAACGCUGCUCCAGAACAAGGCGUCCCGCUUCCUGGGAAUCCGGGGUCCCCGGGAGGAGCUCAGGCUCGACUUUCUUUCGGAGGAAACACGCACAAAAGCCAAAAAAACCGGCGCGGAGCCCUCCAGCUCUUCCGCCAAGACUGCGUGUCCGCUCAGGGUUGCUACGGAGGUGCCUCCUUCUCCCAGGGAGCUUAGCGCGGCUCGGCAUGGCGGCUCCCAGCAGCCGCUGGUCGCACAUGGGUUUUCGCCUCGCUUAGGGAAAAGCGGCCGUGUUUUUUUUUCCCCUCUCUCUUCCCCCUCCCCGCCUCCUUUCCCUUUCCAGGCAUCGAAUAACGGGGAACAUGCGAGCGCUGGAGCGGGUGUUACUCAGGGGCUUCCCCAGCGCGGCGGAAUCCCCGCGGUGGAAACAGAGCGAGGCGGCUUCGGCGGCAGAAAGUGGAUCAUUAUUGCAGUUGUUGUUGGAAGGGAAUUAUGAGUCCAUCUUUCUAAGUAAAGCAGUCCAGAAUGUCUUCACCACAUCUUCAGGAAAAGAGGACACCAUUGAAAGCUACCUGGAAAAGCAGAUACAAGCUUACCUAGAUUGUUCUUCAGCAGACAUUGAUUCUAUUGAAAGGCAAAGUGUGGUGUUCCUCCUUGGUGUAGGGAGUUUACAGCUGUUUGCGCAGAGCAACUGGACUGGACCUCCUGCUGACUUACAACCUCAGGAUUUUCUUCCACCUGAAAUAUUGCAACAAUAUAAUGAGACCAGUGCAUUGUCAACUGCUAUUUUAGGGAUGAUGGUUCUAGAUGGUGAAUCAAUAUACAGCUUGGCCUCCCAACCUAUCUUGUUGAUGCUGGCUAGAGUCAUCCUUGUGAAUUCCAGAAAUAAGCUAGAAGCUAUUCAGACAUUGCCCUGGUGGACACUGCGAUGUAUUAAUCUCCACCAGCAGCUCCUAGAAGAAAAGUCACCUGAACUCUUUGCUGUUGCCCAGGCCUGUAUACAACAAGUUUUUGAAAUUGAGACUUUAUUCAAUGAUGAUGAAUGCUGGCAUCUUGCUGUUCAAUUUCAUCUAGAAUGUGCUUACACAUUUUUGAAUUAUUACGAGUAUAAAAAAGCCAAAGAACAUUUCCUUGCAGCUAAAGACAUAACUAAGUUACAGAUUGAGUUGACAGGUGCUCUGGGAAAAAGAACAAGAUUUCAGGAAAAAUAUGUAGCACAACUGAUACUAGAUGUUCAGAGGAAAGAUAACAUCCUCCUUCCUUACCGAGAACUUAGUCCAGCACCUACUCCACUAGAAGAUUUAACUAAGAAUUAUGCUUUAGAUGAUGACACCGUACUAAAUGAAAUAAAGUUUGAAGAAUCUCAUCAAAACCAGAUCCCUGACCUCUGUGCAGAAGAACUUGCUGUAAUUCUUGGCAUUUGUAUAGACUUUCAGAAAAACAAUCCUGUCCAUAAGCUCACAGAAGAGGAGCUGCUUGCUUUUACAUCAUAUCUGCUCUCACAACCAAAGUUCUGGGCAAUCCAAACCUCUGCUCUUCUUCUACGAACAAAACUUGAGAAGGGAAGUGUUCGUCGAAUGGAACGGGCAAUGAAGCAGACCCAGGCACUUGCAGACCAAUUUGAAGAGAAGACAACAUCAGUUUGUGAACGUAUGAAGAUAUUUUACAGUUGCCAGGUUCCUCCACACUGGGCCAUUCAGCGUCAACUUGCAAGUUUACUCUUUGACCUUGGAUGUACCGCUUCAGCUCUGCAGCUCUUCAAAACGCUUGAAAUGUGGGAAGAUGCUGUUAUCUGUUAUGAAAGAGCAGGCCAGCAUGGGAAGGCAGAAGAAAUUUUAAGACAGGAGCUAGAGAAGAAAGAGACGAUAGGAUUAUACUGCCUGCUUGGAGAUGUUCUUAAAGACCAUUCAUAUUAUGACAGAGCUUGGGAACUGUCCAAUCACCGCAGUGCCAGGGCUCAGCGCUCAAAGGGCCUCCUUUACCUUCGCAACCGGAAUUUCAGAGAAUGCAUAGAGUGCUUUGAGCAUUCUGUAAAGAUUAACCCAAUGCAGUUGGGGGUGUGGUUUUCCUUAGGUUGUGCCUAUUUAGCAUUGGAAGACUAUGAAGGUGCUUCCCGGGCUUUUCAGCGCUGUGUGAUCUUGGAACCUGAUAAUGCGGAGGCUUGGAACAAUCUAUCUACGGCAUAUAUCAGAUUGAAACAGAAAAUUAAAGCAUUCCGCACUCUUCAGGAAGCUCUCAAGUGUAAUUAUGAGCAUUGGCAGAUUUGGGAAAAUUACAUUCUAACCAGUACAGACAUUGGAGAAUUUUCGGAAGCCAUUAAAGCUUAUCACAGGCUUAUGGACUUAAAAGAAAAGUAUAAGGAUGUCCAGGUGCUUAAGAUUCUGGUAAAAGUAGUCAUGGAUGGAGUAAGUGACCGAAAUGGGGAGACAGCCAAAGGAUUAAAGGGAAAACUGCAGGCCCUCUUUGGCAGAGUGACUUCUCGAGUGACAAGUGAUGGAGAAAUCUGGAGAUUAUAUGCCAGGCUUUACGAAAAUGGGCAGAAUGAGAACUGCGAAGACAUAGAAAAGGCAUUGCAGUAUCUCACCAAAGCAUACAAAUGUGAAAUCCAAUCAGGAGACUGGGAAAAAGAUACUUCCUCUUUUAAGAAAGUAGCCAGAGAUGCUCUUGAAGUUGCACAAGUCGCAAUGAAAUGCAGCAAAAUGAAAACUAAUUACCAAGAAGCCUUGCCAAUACUGUCUUCUGCCCGACUCAACUUGCGUGGUUUGGUUGCCAAAGCAAAGCAAAAUUUUGCAGACGCUGUAAGUGAUGAAGUUUCCAGUGACCUCGCUGAAGAAAUGGCAGCAAUGGAGAAUUUGAUGAUGGAAUUGCAAGAACUUAACAACCAGCUAAGGAAUCAGACUUGAGAAAAAGAAGAUCCGAUUUCUUGGAAAGAAGGACGGGCAAGGCUGGCACGCUUCACCAGUUUUAGCUUGUACUGAUGAGCAUUCAGUAAAUCAAAGGCAUCUUUAAAUAAAUAUUUCUCCAUACCAUACAACCAUUACUAUUUGCUUACAAGUUUUUCUGGUAAUAUUUCUUCUUUCUCAGUUAUGUGUGAUUUAUGUUGGCUUGGAUUUUAUGGAACAAAUUAUGCCUGCUUUUUUAUUUAGGAUCCUUUUUUCUUUAAGAUUAGAUCUGCCCCUCUGCAAAAGUAAUUGGCUUCUGUCCAUAGUUGUGCACUUUAUGGCUAUAAACAAUUGGCUAUGAACAGUUCUGUUCGUGGUGGAAGUGGGAAGGAAAGGGCUAUUUGAUUUGAUUGUGUCAACAGGAACCUGCAAAUAGGGAAGGGGGAAUAAAAAAUGGAAACAACUGUCUUCUGGGAUUUUUAAAGGAUUUUUAAAGCAAGAGGACCCAGUUGUAUUUUUCUUAGCUUAGGCUUUUCAAAUGCAAGUAUUCACACACAAAGUAACACUUGCCAAGAAUGUUAGCACUAAUCAUUUUCAAAACACAGGUUUAGGAAUACAGGUAGCCCUCAACUUAUGGCCACAAUUGAGCUCAAAAUUUAUGUUGCUAAGUGAGACAUUUCUUAAGGGAGUGUUGCUCCAUUUUACGACCUCUCUUGCCACAUUUGUUAAGUGAAUCACUGCAGUUAUUAAGUUAGUAAGAAGAUUGUUAAGUGAAUCUGGCUUCCCCUGACAAGUUAGCUUGUCAGAAGGUUGGAAAAGGUGACAACUGCAACCGUGAUAAAAAUGAGUCAGUUGCCAAGCAUCUGAAUUUUGAUUAUGUGAGUCUGAAUUGUUCAUGUGACCAUGGGAUGCUGCACUGGUCAUAAGUGUGGAAAAGGGCUAUAAGUCACUUUUUUCAGUGCCGAUGUAACUUUGAACAAUCACUAAACCAGGGGUCUCCAACCUUGGCAACUUUAAGACUUGUGGACUUCAACUCCCAGAGUUCCUCAGCCAGCAAAGCUGGCUGAGGACUUCUGGGAGUUGAAGUCCACAAGUCUUAAAGUUGCCAAGGUUGGAGACCCCUGCACUAAAUGAACUAUUGUAACUUGAGGACUACCUAUACAAGACCACCUAUAGCUUCAUUUCCAUAAGCUAGGUGUGUAUGUGUGUAUUUGUGUGAGAGACAGAGAGAACACAAGCACGGACCUAGCAACACCAAUACCAGUAGCUUUGCCUGGGCUGGAGUUGGAUACUAGCUUUGUAUCUUCAGUCAUCUCAAAAUGGACAAUAAGGUCUCCUUUGUUAGACUGGUUCACCACAUUCAGCCUUAAUAUAGUUGCCAUGGGUUAGCUUAAUAUGUGGUAUGUACCAAAUCAAUUCUAACUUACGUAACAAGUACAUUUUGCAACUUCCCUCAAAAGUGGAUCAGGUCAGAGCUGAUAGCUAGUAGCUAUUUUAAGGGCAAAAUCUUGCCCCAUGCCAAGAAACAAAUCUGAUCUGGAAAUCUGUGGGAUCUGUAAAUAGUUGCUUCAAUCAACAAGCUGUAAUUUCUGCCUCUCUGGCUUGGUAGGAAAGCUUUUCCAUGCUUGGCAUGAUACAUUGAUUCUCUUUGUUUAUUUCUAACAAUUGAUCUUCUAACUGUAUUUGCUGCUGAAUGGGAAAAUUUUAUGCUAUUGUAAUUAACAGCCAUUAAUGUAACCUCUUUGUUUACAAAAAUAUAUUGGCAUUUGUGUGAUCAAUUCUGUAACUUGGGUUUACAUUGUACAAAUAAGUAAUUUUUAUAUUCGUCCUAAAUUUGUGGUUUGUUCCAAAUUUUGUAUUCAUAUAUUCCAUUCCAGCUCAGUUGCUUUUUUCUUUCAUAGAUCAAAGCCCACAAUUUUUAUUGAUUGUAGUACUGAAUUGUUCAUUUGUAUCUUCUCCAUCUCCAUCGUUGUGGAGAUUGGCUGGCCAAAGAGUGAUACUUGGCAUAUAAUAGAGACUUGUCUUACUUUUAAUGAAAACCAGUAGAAAAUACAUAGAAUAUUCUUCACUUUAUGCUCUUCUCCUUAAAUGAAGAAUUUAGACGAGUACUACAAAAUUUGAAUAGCUGAAAUCAAACAGCCCAAGCUGUCAUACUAUAAAAUAUAGGAAACUUUCUCCAUAAAUACUUAGAAUGAUAUAUAAAUAGUUGCUUCAAUCGAUAAGAAAUUCAGGCAUGAUUCAAAUGCUGCAGUACUACUCACUAUAGAAACAUUUUUGCUAAUCAUUCCUUAUGAUACUAAUAAAAAGUUAGAAAUACUAUAAUUCUAUUUUUCAUUCAGCACCUAUUCUAUAGGGCUAAUCAUAAUUGUUCAAUUUAGAUUUUGAGCAAAUAUUUCUAUAAUUUAGUUUGUUGAAUAGGAUGCCAAAUGGGCAUCUUUUUAGUUGUUAAUUCUUAGAAAGGUAGAUUAGUUUCAUAAAACUUUUGGAACUUUUUGUUAAAUAGAACAGUAGUCUAAGCAUUAACAGGUGACCAGAAAAACAAUACAACAGAAUACAAUUAAGGCAAAAAUAUGAAAUAUUUUUUAUACUCAAUAUUAAUUGCAAAAUUACUUUUCUGGUUAAAAUCCUGAAUUGUCUGAACUGCAUUUUCUUUCAGUGUGACUGACUCUUUUGGCUUCCAGAUAACAGAACAAAGAAAUGAAGUCACAAGGUGUGAGAAAGGAGGUGAAUGGUCCCCUUCUAAAUGGAGCUACCUUAAUUUUCUUUAUCUGGUGAUGGAUCUCUUGAUAAAUAAUUCACCUUUAGAUAAAGUUAGGCUAGGCGCAGUGUGCAAACAUUCCUGAUUGUCGUUUGCAAGAAUGAUUAUGUUACAUUAUCAUUGGUGAACUCAUUUUUAGUAAGGUUCCAACAAUAGAAAUAUGUGUUACACAAGUCUACAAAGGAAGCAGGAUCAUUUCCUUUUUAUUGUGAUAUAAUGGUUUUAAAUCUUUCACAUCUCUGCCAAGAAUAGACAUUGAGCAUGAUAGAUAGUUGGCAGAGCUUUGAUGCUCAAACAUUAUCUUACAUGUUUUAAAGGGGAAGUGGAAAAAUGUGCAAAAAUAAGGCAUUGACUUUUUUUUUUAAUUUUAUGUUUAUAUUUUAAAAAGACAUCCAUGAAUAAAAGUAGUUGUACAAAAGAGUAUUGGUGAAGAAAUUGACCCACAAAAUGAAUUUAAUUGAAUGUAUAUGGCAUUCCUUCAUGAUGUAAUUUAAUCCUAAUAAGGGCAAUUUAAACGGGCAAAAUAAUUUAUUGAAAGAUUGCCAUUAAUUACUCCAUACUUGAAAUCUGCAGAACAUGGUGAUUUUUUUCUUCUGCAAAUGAAAUAUCCUAAACUGUUGAAUAGCUGUUUGUCAAUGAGGUUUGAGACCCUGAGUUCCAGCCCUGCCUUACCCAUGAAAGUCACCUGAGCCAGUCAUUCUCUCUCAGACCAACUCACCUCCCAGGGUUAUUGUGGGGAAAAUAGGAGAAGAAAGGUGUGUUGUAUAUAUUUGCAAAAAUAAUAAAGGCAGGAUACAAAUAAAUAAAAGGAUUCAUUUAUCAUGAA
Ahaetulla prasina is the source of this 6745-nucleotide messenger RNA. It is a transcript of the gene TTC27, whose product is annotated as tetratricopeptide repeat domain 27. The transcript is spliced from 20 exons. The record is from RefSeq and is a predicted model, not a curated record. Bases 642 to 3182 code for a protein of 846 amino acids. Gene Ontology annotation, molecular function: protein binding. NCBI's taxonomy places the organism in Eukaryota, Metazoa, Chordata, Lepidosauria, Squamata, Colubridae.